This is a messenger RNA of Mya arenaria, 2434 nucleotides long. Its product is annotated as pescadillo homolog. Gene Ontology annotation, biological process: ribosome biogenesis; maturation of LSU-rRNA from tricistronic rRNA transcript (SSU-rRNA, 5.8S rRNA, LSU-rRNA). The record is from RefSeq and is a predicted model, not a curated record. The transcript is spliced from 16 exons. Gene Ontology annotation, cellular component: PeBoW complex; nucleolus. NCBI's taxonomy places the organism in Eukaryota, Metazoa, Mollusca, Bivalvia, Myida, Myidae. The coding region runs from base 76 to 1953 and encodes 625 amino acids. Gene Ontology annotation, molecular function: RNA binding.
CUCUUCACAAAGAAGGUUUCGUCCAAAGAAAAAAAGUAAACACGUGUGGUAAAAACAAACGUCUAUUUAACGAAAAUGGGCAGACCGAAGAAGAAGGGAACAAGUGGGGCGGCCACAGCUUACAUCCACAGGACAAAAGCCAUCAAGAAAUUACAAAUAUCUCUGAAGGAUUUUAGGCGGCUAUGUAUCCUGAAGGGCAUCUACCCAGUGGAACCACGGCACAGAAAGGUUGUAGGCCACGGAAAUCAGGCACCUCGCACCUACUACUUUGUCAAGGACAUACAGUUCCUUCUCCAUGAGCCGCUUAUUAACAAGUUCAGAGAGUUUAAGCAUUUCAUGAGGAGAUUGAAGAGAGCAUAUGGCACCAAGAAUAUGAACUCAGCCUCAAGAAUCAGGAGGAACAGGCCCAAAUAUAAGCUUGAUCAUAUUGUAAAAGAAAGAUACCCGACAUUUAUUGACGCUAUCAGGGACAUGGAUGACUGCCUGUCCAUGGUCUUCCUGUUCUCCGUGUUCCCGAAAACCAAAGAAACGGACACACGGUUUAUACAGCUGUGUCGGCGACUAUCUGUUGAGUUCAUGCACUUCGUCAUUGCUUCAAAGUCAUUGAGAAAGGUGUUCAUUUCAAUCAAGGGGAUCUACUACCAGGCCGAGUUGUUCGGCCAGGUGGUUAACUGGGUGUUGCCUCAUAGUACGGGGUUUGCUCACCCGACAGAUGUAGAUUACAAGGUUAUGAAGACGUUUGUUGAGUUCUACACCACGCUGCUUGGCUUCGUCAACUUCAAGUGUUACAGUUCGCUCAACCUACACUACCCGCCCAAGUUGCUGCUGGACAGUCCUGAGGAAGAGGUUGUAGAGGAGCCAAAAGUGAAACAAAGGGGCAAAAAGAGAAAAAAUGAGGAGAAACUGAAGAAAUUAAAGGAAAGAGAAAGGAAGUUUGUGGAGAAGGAGUCGGUGGAAGAUCGCCUGGCCGCCCUCAGCCAGACGUUACAGGUCAAAGGGACAGGCGGGCCCGAGGAGGAAGUUGACAUUGACGAGUUCCCUGCUUCAGAGACUGAUGAUCCUGAGAGGGUUGAGCUGGCCAAACAAGAGCAGGAAAAGCUGGAGAAAUUCCAGAACCUCUUUAAGGGCCUCAAGUUCUUCUUGAAUAGAGAGGUGCCACGCGAGACACUGGUGUUCAUUAUCAGGUCGUUCGGUGGUGAGGUAUCCUGGCACUCGACCCAUGCUGUGGGGUCAAGCUAUCCGGAGACAGACGAGAAAAUCACGCAUCAGAUUGUAGACAGGCCGACAAUGGCAAACACAUACCUCUCUAGGUACUAUGUGCAGCCCCAAUGGGUGUUUGACAGCGUGAACGCCCGCAUGCUGCUGCCCGUCAAGGACUACUUCAUGGGGGAGACCCUGCCACCCCACCUCUCGCCGUUCGUUGUGGAGCAAGAAGGGGAAUACGUCCCACCUGAGAAACAGGCUCUCGUUAACAGACAGAGAGGUAUUGAUUCUGGUAUUGAGGAGGAAGAGGAAGACAGUGAUAUUGAAGAUGAGGAGGAGGAGGAGGCAGAAGGUGGUGAAGAGAGCGGAAGUGUUGUGGAAGAUUCCAGUGAGGAGGAAGACGACAGUGAGGAGUCGGAUGAGGACAGUGAUGAUGAACAGUCAGAGGAAACCGGUCCUCCAGCAAAGAAAAAGAAAGCUGAUUCAAAGAAAAAGAGUAAAAAGGAGUUGAACAUGUCCGUUGAAGCCGGGACAGUUGAGGUAGAAAACACACACAAGCGUCACCAGCAAAAGACGGCAGAGGAGCGGCGCCUGGCCGAGAUGAUGAUUCCCAAGAAAAAGAAGAGGCUUUACAAUAAAAUCAUGCACUCACGGAAAAAGAAUGCCCAGGAGGCGAGGGUUUUAAAGGAGAAGAGAGUAGCCAUUGAUAAGGAGAAGAAAAAGGAAAAGAAGAAACAGAAAUUGACUUGAAGAAUGCAUUAAAAGAAAAUAUUGAUUUUAUUGUUCAUGAAACUCUUUCUAGUAUUAGUGUUCAUGAAAAUCUUGACAAAAUGAAUCAUGUAAACUUUAUAAUAUUGUUCAUGAAGCUCUUGACAAUAUUGUUUAUUAAAAUCUUGUUCAUGAAACAAUCAGUAAUAUUGUUUAUGAAAAUAUUGGCAAUACUGUUCAUGAAAAUCUGGAUAAUAUUGUUAAUGAAUGGCUGGAUGAAAUUUUUGAUACCAAUAUUUCAGUACAAUGUAAAAUUAUUCUAGUGUGCUGAAAAAUAACUGUCUUUUGAGCAUUCCUGAUAACAUUGUUCGAAAAAAAGUAUAUAACAUUCAUCAUUGAAAGUGCAUGUUUUAGAAAUAGUGUUCUUUGGAAACAGAGAAAUUUACUUCUCUGGUAAAGGUAAACUCAGAACGCUAAUGCCUGUUCCUUUAAUGAGAUAUAAAAUAAACAAAUAUUUUAAAAA